Molecule: messenger RNA, 1485 nt
Organism: Sporothrix schenckii 1099-18
Lineage: Eukaryota; Fungi; Ascomycota; Sordariomycetes; Ophiostomatales; Ophiostomataceae
Product: transcription factor
Exons: 4
Coding region: 1-1485 (494 amino acids)
Source: RefSeq, a predicted model, not a curated record
AUGGCAAACCGCGGACGAGGCGCCGGCGCAAGCUACCCACCGAGCAACAAUGCGCCACCACGGCAAAACGAGUAUUUUGUUCCCCGCGACGGCAUUGACCGUGAAGUCAUCACGGCCGACAUCUGUCGCUACUUGGGGAACGAUGCCCUGGUCCGCCCAGGCACACACACAAAUGAUAGUGGCCGUGUCAUCCAGGGCUACUUCAUCACCGCAUAUCGUAACUUGACAUCCGCUAUGAUCGCCGAUCUCAAGACCGACUCUGCGCGCUGGGACGCAGAGAGGCGGAAGAGUCAGUCUGGCGCAGGUACACUAGCUUACUCUCAUCGAGACCGGCUCCACGAUCGCGUACAUGACCCUAACUCCCCUUCAGUCAAAUACCAGGACUCACAGAUUAGAGACGGCCCGCAGCGCGGCGGCAACGUCAAUAUUCCUGUCGGAGGUGGUAACGGCGGAGGCGCCCCGUACGGCGGUUUGCAGUCUUCCUAUGGCGGCAACUCGGCCGGCAACUACGACAACGGCCCUCGCUACCCAGGCAGCGAGGCACCAGGAUACAGCGCCUCUGGACCAGGAGGACCAGGCCCGGGCUCCUAUGGCCCACCUGGAGGACACGGCGGUUAUAACAACGCUCCAUACGCGCAGGGCGGACUGCCACCCCAGGCACAGUACUCUUCGCAGCAACAAUCACCCCAGGAUCCGAGAUACGGUGGCCCACCUCCUCAGGUUGGCGGCCUUGGCGGUAUUGGCGGCACCUACGGCGGACCUAUCGGUGGCGCCGGCCACCCGCAACCACACGGCCAGGACGGCUACGCAAGUGGCGCACACUACGCCGUAGUGUCCAACCGGGAUGCCUACUCUAUGGACAUGCACAUGACGGAUGCCCCCUUGGCCCCCGCACGACGCAACUCCCCGCCCAGUGGCCCUGGCGGGUUCGGAAACCAAGGCAACAGCAGCCGCGGCUCGUACGGCAGCGGCGCACCCGGCACUGCUGGUGGCUACGGCGGAUACUCGGCACCGCCGCCACCAGCAAGUCACGCCGCUGCGUAUGCCCAGCCUAUCGACGGUGGCUACGGACGAGCCCUGCUCAUGAUGUGUCACCGCAGCCGCCCCACGCCCAACAGUAUGAAGAACCCGCCCUCUCUACCCUCCCUCCCCGGCCUCCCCAUCCCCCUUCCCCUGCUCGCUCUGGAUCCGUUGCAUCGAACAGUCAGGCUCAAUUUCCAAUCACCAAUAGUGGACAACAACAAGCUGUUCCUCGCCAUAGCCGGGAACAACGCGCCGCGAGCGAGCGCUCAGAUCACCGCGAUCGCCCCGAACGGCCCAGCGAACGUGAACGCGAGCGUGAGCGCGACGCCACACCUCCCAACCGGAAUGGUCCCCCACCAAAGUCUGGCAGUGCCGCCCCUCACCACCUAUAUGGCCGGAGAUGACCGUACGGCCCUGGUUCCUCUCGCCCUCAACUCGAACUUCAUCCGCAACGAAACAUAA